This is a messenger RNA of Bradysia coprophila, 4009 nucleotides long. Its product is annotated as endoplasmic reticulum chaperone BiP-like. NCBI's taxonomy places the organism in Eukaryota, Metazoa, Arthropoda, Insecta, Diptera, Sciaridae. The record is from RefSeq and is a predicted model, not a curated record. Gene Ontology annotation, molecular function: ATP binding; ATP-dependent protein folding chaperone.
CCGAUUUACAUAACAGACGUAUCUCAGCCAUUAUCCAGCGAGUUUCGUUGAGGUGGUAGCGAAUUGGAAAAUGAAAAUUUAGUUUCGGACAAAGAAUUGUGUGAAAAACAACCGGUGAAUGAUUUUUCUUUCUGUUUCUACGUUGUAUAAUUCGGUCUAUCGAUUAUGAGAUUCCCAAUAAUUGUAUUAGCAAUACUUGCUAGGACAGUGUUAAGUGAUGAAGACGAAAAAAGAUGGGAGGAAAAGGUUGAUGUUGAAUUGGGCACAGUUAUUGGUAUUGAUUUAGGAACAACCUAUUCUUGUGUCGGUGUCUACAAAAAUGGUCGAGUAGAAAUCAUUGCCAACGAUCAAGGUAAUCGAAUUACACCGUCAUAUGUCGCCUUUACAGCUGACGGAGAACGUUUAAUCGGCGACGCAGCAAAGAACCAGUUGACCACUAAUCCGGAAAACACCAUUUUCGAUGCCAAACGCUUGAUUGGGCGACAAUUUAGCGACGAAAAUGUACAACAGGACGCAAAAUUGUUUCCGUUUAGAAUUAUCGAUAAAGACGGAAAACCGCACGUUCAAGUAGUUACCAGCAAUGGGAAAAAGUCUGUUUUCGCAGCUGAAGAAAUUUCGGCUAUGGUUUUAUUGAAAAUGAAGGAGAUUGCGGAGGCGUAUAUCGGAACUACCGUAACUCAUGCGGUCGUUACUGUUCCAGCGUACUUCAAUGAUGCUCAACGCCAGGCAACCAAAGAUGCAGGGGCUAUUGCAGGUUUGAAUGUGCUACGGAUAAUAAAUGAACCAACGGCUGCUGCUAUUGCUUACGGCCUGGAUAAAACGGACGGUGAGAAGACAAUUCUGGUGUUUGACCUUGGAGGCGGCACGUUUGAUGUGUCAUUGAUGGUGAUCGAGAAUGGUGUGUUUGAGGUGGUGGCCACUAGCGGAAACACACAUUUGGGCGGCGAAGACUUUGACCAACGGGUCAUGGACCAUUUUAUUGAGCUGUACCGAAAGAAGCAUGGUGUGGAUAUCCGGAAGGAUGUUCGUGCUGUGCAGAAAUUGCGUAGAGAAGUGGAAAAGGCUAAACGUUCGUUGUCCAGUAAUCAGAUGAUACGGAUCGAAAUCGAGUCAUUCUACAGAGGCGACGAUUUCUCAGAAACCUUAACUCGGGCCAAGUUUGAGGAAUUAAACGUGGAUCUGUUCAAAUCAACGCUGACCACAGUGCAACAAGUAUUGGACGAUGCUGAUAUGAGUAAGAAAGAAGUGGACGAAAUUGUGUUGGUUGGUGGAUCGACGCGUAUUCCAAAAAUUAAGCAAUUGGUCGAAGAGUUCUUCGGUAAAGAGGCGUCACAAGGGAUCAAUCCUGAUGAAGCUGUUGCUUACGGAGCGGCAGUACAGGCAGGCGUUCUAUCUGGCGAAGAACACACAGACUCACUUUUACUGUUAGAUGUUAAUCCAUUGACCGUGGGAAUCGAAACAGCUGGUGGGGUAAUGUCAAAACUGAUUCAUCGAAACACAAUCAUUCCAGCAAAACAUUCACAAGAAUUCACAACUGCUGCCGACAACCAACAAUUCGUUACAAUUCAGGUGUUCGAAGGGGAACGUUCGAUGACCAAAGACAAUCAUUUGUUGGGAAAAUUCAAUUUGGAUGGCAUCCCGCCUGCAGCUAGAGGCAGUCCCAGAAUUUUAGUUACAUUCGAAAUAGAUGCGGACGGCAUUCUUCAGGUAACGGCUCAAGAUAAAGCCACCGGUCGGCAAGAGAAAAUUGUCAUAACAAACGAUCAGAAUCGCUUGAAAGCAGAAGACAUUGAACGGAUGGUACGUGAUGCUGAAAAAUUCGCUGAGGAAGAUAAAAAGACGAAGGAGCGUAUCGAUGCACGAAGUGAGUUGGAAAUGGGCACGUACAGUUUGCGGCAGGAUCUUGAAUCAAUCAAAAAGGAGUAUGGCGACAAAAUUGAUCCCAGUGAUGUAAAGAAAAUAGAGGAUGCAAUUAAAUCGGCUAUCGAAUGGUUAGAAGAAAAUCUCAAUGCCGAGGCCGCAGAAUCCAAAGAGCAAAAGAAGAAACUUGUGUCAGUAGUGGACACUGUUCUGACCAAGUUAAAGACAAUGGAGACGGAUGAAGCGUCGAAACGUUCUACAGAGGAGAAGCCAACCGAAAGUGACUCAACGAACGAAACAACAGCUACUCCUGAAGCAGAACCAUCUGAAAGUGAUUCGUCUACUACGGAAGAUACGAAGGAGACAACGACAAAGCCUGAAGACAGUGAUUCGUCUACUGAGGAAGGAACUGAGGAUACAACAGACGAACCUGAAGCGAAACCUUCCCAAAGUGAGUCAUCUACUACGGAUGAAACGACAGAAACUACACCGGAACCGGCGAAACCACAAGCAUCACGGGAUGAACAAAUAAAAGCUUUGACAGACGGACUUAAAUUGAUUAGGAAAGAGUAUGGUGACAAACUUGAUGCAGACGAAUUGAAAAAAAUAGAGGAGGCCCUAGAAGCAGCUAUUGAUUAUGUGAACACAGAUCCCAACAGUCAACCCAACGAGGAGCAAAAGAUGAAGCUGAAGACACUUUUAGAAUCUCUUGUUGUCAAGUUGCAACAAAUGGAACUAGCCGAAAGAGCGAAAGAGGCCGAGAGUGGAAUGCCAGAUACAAAAACAACACCAGAACCUGAUGAAGACGAAUUAGAAUUUCUGCAAGAAUCAACACGACUUUUAAAGGACGGAUUUAGAACAAUUCAGGAUCAGUAUGGUGGCAAUCUUAACGAAGAUGAUCUGCAAAAAAUGGACGACGCAAUCAAAGCAACAGUCGAUUAUCUGAAUUCGAAUCCCACUGAAAAACUUAGUCCAGAGCACAAACAACAGUUGAAAGGAGUUGUUGGAUCUGUUCUUGGCAAAUUGCAGGAAAUGAAGGCGAGUGCGGCAGCACAAAUGAAAGCUGCAAACGAAAGAACACCGAAUCCUGAAGCAGAAUCAUCUGAAAGGGAUUCAGUAGAUUCGAAGGAGAUAAUAGCAGAGCCUGAAGACAAUGAUUCGUUUACUACAGAAGAUACGAAGGAGACAACGACAAAGCCUGAAGACAGUGAUUCGUCUACUGAGGAAGGAACUGAGGAUACAACAGAAGAACCUGAAGGGAAAUCUGCCGAAAGUGAGUCAUUUGCAACGAAAGAAACUACACCGGAACCGGCGAAACCACAAGCAUCACGGGAUGAACAAAUAAAAGCUUUGACAGAUGGACUUAAAUUGAUUAGGAAAGAGUAUGGUGACAAACUUGAUUCAGACGAAUUGGAAAAAAUAGAGGAGGCCCUAGAAGCAGCUAUUGAGUAUGUGAACACAGAUCCCAACAGUCAACCCAACGAGGAGCAAAAGAUGAAGCUGAAGACACUUUUAGAAUCUCUUGUUGUCAAGUUGCAACAAAUGGAAUUAGCCGAAGUAGCGAAAGAGGACGAAAGUAAAUUGUCAGAUACAAAAACAACACCAGAGCCUGAUGAAGACGAACUAGAAUUUCUGCAAGAUGCAACGCGACUUUUAAAGGACGGAUUUAGAACCAUUCAGGAUGAGUAUGGUGGCAAUCUUAACGAAGAUGAUCUGCAGAAAAUGGACGACGCAAUCAAAGCAACAGUCGAUUAUCUGAAUUCGAAUCCCACUGAAAAACUUAGUCCAGAGCACAAACAACAGUUGAAAGGAGUUGUGGGUUCUGUUCUUGGCAAAUUGCAGGAAAUGAAGGCUAGUGCAGCAGCACAGAUGAAAGCUGCAAACGAAAGAACACCGAAAGCCGAAGACACACCAGACCUUCAACGAGACGAAUUGUAAUACGAGUUUGAAAACGUUUGAGUGGAAUUUUACUUUUGGUAUUGAAUUUUCAUUUUGUCAUUGAUUCAUAAACAAGGUAUGUGUAUAUCCAUUACUCUUGUUAUUUUAUCAGUUGGAAACAGCUGAAAACACUCAAGUUUACCUUGUUACUCAUUUUAAUUGUAGUUUUCCAAAUUUAUUUGAAUAAAAAAAUUUAUUUUGGGCUGGUCUA